UGCGAGGAUGGCGACGUUAAGGAAAUCAUAUGUGGUGACCAGAUGUGUGUACUCAGAGGACAGUUUUGCUGAGAAUUACGAGAAGGUCUUCAGGCUGCGUAAAACCCCACUGGACCAUGUGAAACAGUACUUGAUCUGUGAUACAAAGCGUGUCAAGAAUGUGGCGCUGUCUCUGCUGCCCAUCACUGGAUGGAUGAGGAGCUACAGAAUUAAAGAGUGGCUGCUGGGUGACGUGGUGUCCGGGAUCAGCACCGGACUGGUGGCUGUCAUGCAAGGUCUUGCCUUCGCGCUCCUGGCUGAACUUCCCCCAAGCUACGGCCUCUUCACCGCUUUCUUUCCUGUGCUCACCUACUUCUUCCUCGGUACUUCCAGACACAUAUCCAUAGGUGCCUUCCCCGUCCUGAGCCUGAUGGUGGGAGCUGUGGUGAUCCGCCUGGUACCAGAUGGCCAACCUGCAGCCAACAUCACUGAUUUUGAGGGUCUGAACCAGGACCAGAAAAGAGUCCUGGUGGCCUCCUCUUUGACCUUCCUCAUGGGAAUAUUCCAGCUUGCCAUGGGUAUUCUGCAAGUGGGCUUCAUCGUUGUGUACCUGUCUGACACCCUGGUGUCUGGUUUCACCACAGCAGCCGCCAUCCACAUCAUGGUGUCCCAGCUCAAGUUUGUGUUGGGGAUACAGGUUCAAGGCUUCAGUGGACCUUUCUCUGUCAUACGUACCCUUAAGAUGGUCUUUGUCCAAAUCCGUUCCACCAACAUCUGUGACCUAGUGAUGUCCAUAAUUAUUAUGGUGGUGGUGUUCAUCGUGAAGGAGCUGAACGACAGAUACAAGGACAAGCUGCCGGUGCCUAUUCCUAUAGAGGUUAUCAUGACCGUUAUAGCUUGUGGAGUGUCCUACGGCUUCAACUUUACAGGCAUAUAUGACGUGGAUAUUGUGGGUCAAAUGGAUAGUGGGUAUGAUGCUCCCAUUGCACCCAGUGUGGAAAUCUGGAAAGAGAGCGCUGUGGAGGCCUUUCCUAUUGCCAUAAUCGGGUUUGCUGUUGCUUUCUCUGUGGCCAAAGUCUACUCAAUCAAACAUGAUUACGCCAUCGAUGGAAACCAAGAACUGAUUGCUUUCGGGGUUAGCAACAUAUUUGGUGCAGCGUUCAGGUCGUUUGCAGCCAGUACAUCACUGUCCAGAACCGCAGUGCAGGAGAGCUCUGGAGGUAAAACACAGAUUGCAGGGCUGAUCUCAGCAAUGAUGGCAAUGAUUGUCACUGUGGGAAUUGGGUUCCUGCUUGAGCCUCUUCCCAGGUCUGUCCUGGGCGCGCUGGUCGUGGUCAACCUUAAAGGCAUGUUGAUGCAAUUCAGAGACAUCCCGUACCUGUGGAGAAGAGACAAACCAGACUGUGUGGUGUGGGUGGGAACCUGCGUGGGUGCCAUCCUGCUGGGGCUGGAUCUUGGUCUGGCACUAGGAUUAGGAGUGGAGCUCCUCACCGUCAUCUUCAGGAUUCAGUUCCCCCGCUGCUCUGUCUUGGCUAACAUUCCUGGAACUGAGCUCUACAGAGAUUGUAAAGAUUACGUGCAUAUAUUUGAACCAAAUGGAGUAAAAAUCUUCCGGAUACCAUCGCCUAUCUUCUUUGCCAAUAUUGCGUUCUUCAGGGACAAGCUAGCAGAGGCUGUUGGGUUUAACCCCCUGAGAGUUCUGAGGACGAGAAACAAAGCCCUCAGGAAAAUGAAAAAUCUGUUGCCACAAGGAAUGGAUCACAUACCACAAAUUCUUACAUCUGUGAUGGAGGAUGGUGAAGAGAAUGACGUUUGGUCAAAAACUAAUGAUUGUGAGGUAAAAAUGGAGCCAGACCUAACAACUGACGUCAAUGAUCUUCCUGGACGGACUGAGUGGAAAGCUGAGCUUCCUCCCAGCAUUAACAUUCCCAGAGUGGACCUCCACAGCCUGAUCUUGGACUUCUCUGCAGUCUCUUUCCUGGACAUCUCUGCUCUUAAAAGCCUCAAAAUGGCACUCAAACAGUUCAUCCGUAUUGAUGUGGAUGUUUACAUUGUUUCUUGUGAUGUGUAUAUUCUGGAGAAACUACACAGCUGUUCAUUCUUUGAUGAUGAAGUUUUGACUUCCAUGUUCUUCCCGACCCUUCACGAUGCCAUGCUGCAUGUGCUUGAAAAACACAAGGAUAGCAAGUGUAAAGGCUGGGUGUUAUCAAACACAAGAAUGUGAAAGAACGGCCGUCUGAGAACAUCCAAUCAGAAGGAACCCAUGGGUGGAAAUACCAAAUAUGUUCCACUUUAAGUAACCUUAAACACCACUGUACAGCCGCUACACAUCUUCUAUGUAUAGUAAAGGUUUUACUGUUUUGACAAGUCAAUCAUUUUUCCUGUGCUUACGCAAAUUGGUUUGUGCCAACAUUUUUAUUGCACU
Molecule: messenger RNA, 2404 nt
Organism: Thalassophryne amazonica
Lineage: Eukaryota; Metazoa; Chordata; Actinopteri; Batrachoidiformes; Batrachoididae
Product: chloride anion exchanger-like
Exons: 19
Coding region: 8-2203 (731 amino acids)
Biological process (GO): transmembrane transport
Cellular component (GO): membrane
Molecular function (GO): sulfate transmembrane transporter activity; oxalate transmembrane transporter activity; chloride transmembrane transporter activity
Source: RefSeq, a predicted model, not a curated record